Messenger RNA from Xyrauchen texanus (razorback sucker), 914 nucleotides. RefSeq names its product elastase 2 like (gene ela2l). The record is from RefSeq and is a predicted model, not a curated record. Gene Ontology annotation, biological process: proteolysis. The coding region runs from base 40 to 843 and encodes 267 amino acids. Lineage: Eukaryota; Metazoa; Chordata; Actinopteri; Cypriniformes; Catostomidae. Gene Ontology annotation, molecular function: serine-type endopeptidase activity. The transcript is spliced from 8 exons.
UAAACCCUAGCAGAUAGGGCAAAUAGUGAAGAUACAAACAUGAUGAAGUUUGUGGUGCUGGCUGUUCUGGUCGUUGGAGCUUACGGAUGUGGGCUUCCCACCUACCCCCCUGUUGUGACGAGGGUAGUGGGGGGUGAGGACGUGCGUCCACACAGCUGGCCCUGGCAGAUCUCCCUUCAGUACAGCAGUGGUAGUACUUGGGGUCACACUUGCGGAGGCACUCUCAUUUCAAAUGAGUGGGUUCUUACUGCUGCCCACUGCAUCAGCAGCAGCAGAACUUAUAGAGUGUAUCUGGGAAAACAUAACCUGAAGCAGGAGGAGGAUGGAUCUGUUGCCAUUCCCGCUGGCAAGAUCAUUGUCCAUGAGGGUUGGAAUUCCUUUACUAUCCGUAAUGACAUUGCCCUGAUCAAACUGCAGACUCCUAUCACCCCAAAUGACAAAAUCGCACCUGCAUGUCUUCCUGUGGAUGGGGAUAUUCAGCCCAACAAUGCACCCUGCUACGUCACUGGUUGGGGACGCCUCUACACCAAUGGUCCCAUUGCUGAUAACCUGCAGCAGGCUCUCCUGCCUGUGGUGGAUUAUCCCACUUGCUCAAAGUCUGACUGGUGGGGAUCUCAGGUCACACAGAACAUGGUCUGCGCUGGUGGAGAUGGUGUUGUUGCUGGAUGUAAUGGCGACUCUGGUGGCCCUCUGAACUGUAAGGGUAAUGAUGGAGCUUGGGAAGUUCAUGGUAUUGUGAGCUUUGGUUCUGGCCUGAGCUGCAAUUACGCGAAGAAGCCCACUGUUUUCACUCGUGUGAGCGCCUAUAUUGACUGGAUCAGCAAGAACAUGGCCUCUUAUUAAAGUGGACAGAGUUUUGUACCAUCCAUUCCUUGAACAAUAAAAUAUAUUUUUUAAAACCACACACACAAGAA